AUGUCCGCGGCGACAUACUCCAACAGUAGUGCGGCCUUCAUGAGCAACUACAGCGUGUAUUUUCUACAACAGAAUGCGCACAUGGACAUCAACUGCCUGGUGUAUUCCCUCACCUCGGGGCUGCUCAGGACCCAGGACUAUUUCUCCGGCUCCUGGCUGGACAACAUCACCAAUUUUCUCCCCGCAUACUAUGUGACCAACUGUUCGGUGCUGGAAUUCUGGGACCAGAUCGCCAGCCAGAAUGUCAGCCUGUCGGAUAUCGAGUUGUGGCUCGGCGAAUUCCGCAAAAACCCGUACAAUGAGGCGGACAACGGCGACUCGUUCGUAGCACUUUUGUUCACGCUAGUCGGCCUGUGCGUGCUGGGCUGGAUGCUCCUGCUUCUAUUCCUCUUGCUGCCAAAACACAAGCAGAAGCCCGUGCUCACCCAGCUCGCCGUGCUCUUCUAUCUGGUGUAUCUAACCGUGCUCUUCUCGCAGGUGGCACGCAUCACAGAGGCCGAGUACUACGCGGACCUGCUCGACAUGGUGAAGAUCUUGUCGACCAUCGCAGACCUGCAGUACGCCGUGCUCCUGUUGGUGCAGACGCUUCUCACGCAGUUGGCGUACCUCCAGCUCUUCCUUAAGAUGACCAAGAAUCGCUGGAAGUUGGCCAACUGUGCCUUGGUUUCCGUGCUCAUUGUGGCGUGCUUGGUCACGGGGGCGUUUUUUGUGCCGGUCACGGAAGACUCGUUCAGUUACGUCACGCUCCCUGCCACGUCUUUGGCCAUUGCGCUCCUUGCGUUGGACACCGUGUUCAUGGCAUGGUUCGCCGUGUGCUUGGGCUACUAUACUGCACGCGGCCCAGCGACGCCGCCGAAACAGGUGGCCUACUCGAAAAAACUCCUCCUGUUGGCCAUCCUCACCUGGUCCUUCGUGGUGAUCUACAUCGUGCAAACCUUGCUCUUGGCCACCUUGUGGCGCGAGGAUUGGCUCACCAACGCGUGGAUUUCUUACGUACCCGACUUGCUUGCCAUGUACAUCUUGACUGCCAGCUGGGAGUGGCUCCACUCGAUCCGCCACCUCGAGCUGCGGCUAGAACUCGUGGACAUGUUGGGCCGCAGAAUCAGUCUAGAAGACGUCAUGGAUUUUAGCAACGACGACAAGGUGCGCCGCACAGCACUUCGCGGCCGGUUCGCGUCGUUGCUCGACUUCUUCGGCCGCCGGCGUGGCGCAGCUGUGGGCGACGGCACCAGUUCCGGGUCAAUAAGCACUUCGGCUAGUCAGAAUCCGGGUGAAAGCCUCUUGGGAGAUGUGACAAGAGGUAUGGAGAUGCCAGAACACCAGCUGGCAGAUCUGGGCCCCGGAACGCCACGGCAGAUGUCUCCAUCCGAAGACAACAGCCCUGUGAUAUCUGGUGCUGCUAUGGAAAGCACCGGCUCUGGUCUUCCACCUGCCGUGUUUGCAGAGCCAACAGAAGGAUCCUCUACUGCUAUGCAAGGUGCAGCUGAUCAAUCCGCCAUUGAAAACGGGGAUGAUGAACUUCCCCCAUUCAGGCCACAUCCUGGUUUCAGCAAAGAUGACUACUGGGACGAAAAGUAG
Molecule: messenger RNA, 1578 nt
Organism: Metschnikowia bicuspidata var. bicuspidata NRRL YB-4993
Lineage: Eukaryota; Fungi; Ascomycota; Pichiomycetes; Serinales; Metschnikowiaceae
Gene: DFG16
Product: Dfg16p
Exons: 2
Coding region: 1-1578 (525 amino acids)
Biological process (GO): cellular response to pH
Cellular component (GO): plasma membrane
Source: RefSeq, a predicted model, not a curated record